Molecule: messenger RNA, 4034 nt
Organism: Xenopus laevis (African clawed frog)
Lineage: Eukaryota; Metazoa; Chordata; Amphibia; Anura; Pipidae
Gene: rbp3.L
Product: retinol binding protein 3 L homeolog
Exons: 4
Coding region: 50-3709 (1219 amino acids)
Biological process (GO): proteolysis
Cellular component (GO): cytoplasm; interphotoreceptor matrix; cone matrix sheath
Molecular function (GO): retinol binding; serine-type peptidase activity
Source: RefSeq, marked provisional
AGAAGAAAUUGCACAGUACACUGAUAGUCCCUACAUGGCUACAAAAAACAUGCCCCCCCUAUUUCAGGCAUUGACGACUGCCCUAUUUUUUUGUGGAAUUGCCAGCAACCCUCUUUUCCAGCCUUCUUUGGUAAUGGAUAUGGCUAAAGUUCUGCUUGACAAUUAUUGCUUUCCAGAAAACCUCGUGGGAAUGCAGGAGACCAUUGAACAAGCUGUCAAAGGUGGGGAGAUUUUACAUAUCUCAGAUCCUGACACCUUGGCAAAUGUAUUUACAUCUGGAGUACAAGGCUACCUAAAUGAUCCUCGCCUGGUUGUCUCCUAUGAACCUAAUUACUCUGGUCCCCAAACAGAACAAUCACUGGAGCUAACACCGGAACAGCUAAAAUUCCUGAUUAAUCAUUCUGUCAAAUAUGAUAUUUUACCAGGCAAUAUUGGCUAUCUCAGAAUUGAUUUCAUCAUUGGCCAAGAUGUAGUUCAGAAAGUUGGUCCCCAUCUUGUCAACAAUAUAUGGAAGAAGCUGAUGCCAACCUCUGCUCUUAUUUUGGAUUUAAGGUACAGCACCCAGGGAGAGGUUUCUGGGAUACCUUUUGUUGUGUCUUAUCUGUGUGACUCUGAAAUUCAUAUUGAUAGCAUUUACAAUCGCCCUUCAAAUACCACAACAGAUCUCUGGACACUGCCUGAGCUAAUGGGUGAGAGGUAUGGCAAAGUUAAAGAUGUUGUGGUACUCACAAGCAAAUAUACCAAGGGUGUUGCAGAAGAUGCUUCUUAUAUUCUAAAACAUAUGAAUAGGGCAAUAGUUGUGGGUGAGAAAACUGCAGGAGGAUCUCUGGAUACUCAGAAAAUAAAGAUUGGUCAAUCUGAUUUCUAUAUCACUGUUCCAGUUUCAAGGUCCCUUAGUCCUCUAACAGGGCAAAGUUGGGAAGUAUCCGGUGUUUCCCCUUGUGUGGUAGUAAAUGCAAAGGAUGCUCUGGAUAAAGCUCAAGCUAUCCUUGCUGUGCGUUCAUCUGUUACCCAUGUCUUGCAUCAGCUCUGUGAUAUUUUAGCUAAUAACUAUGCUUUUUCAGAGCGUAUCCCAACCUUACUGCAGCACCUUCCAAACUUAGAUUACUCCACUGUAAUAUCAGAGGAGGAUAUAGCUGCCAAACUCAAUUAUGAGCUACAGUCUUUAACUGAGGAUCCAAGGUUAGUGCUGAAGAGUAAAACCGAUACGUUAGUUAUGCCUGGGGAUUCCAUUCAGGCUGAAAAUAUACCAGAGGAUGAAGCCAUGCUUCAAGCACUGGUCAACACUGUCUUUAAAGUUAGCAUACUCCCAGGAAAUAUCGGCUAUCUGCGUUUUGACCAAUUUGCUGAUGUCUCUGUUAUUGCUAAAUUAGCACCUUUUAUAGUUAACACAGUCUGGGAACCCAUCACAAUAACAGAAAACCUUAUUAUUGAUUUGAGAUACAAUGUUGGGGGAUCCUCUACAGCAGUUCCUUUGCUGUUAUCCUAUUUUCUAGAUCCAGAGACAAAAAUUCACCUUUUCACUUUGCAUAAUAGGCAACAAAAUUCAACUGACGAAGUUUAUAGUCAUCCCAAGGUCCUUGGAAAGCCAUAUGGUUCCAAGAAAGGGGUAUAUGUACUAACAAGCCACCAAACUGCUACAGCUGCUGAAGAAUUUGCUUACCUCAUGCAGUCCUUAAGUCGGGCAACGAUUAUUGGUGAAAUAACCUCUGGUAACCUUAUGCACUCCAAGGUAUUUCCCUUUGACGGGACUCAAUUGUCUGUCACUGUGCCUAUCAUUAACUUCAUAGAUAGUAAUGGUGACUACUGGUUGGGAGGUGGAGUUGUUCCAGAUGCGAUUGUCCUGGCAGAUGAAGCCUUAGACAAGGCCAAGGAGAUCAUUGCAUUUCAUCCCAGUAUAUUUCCAUUAGUCAAGGGCACUGGACAUCUUCUUGAAGUCCACUAUGCUAUCCCAGAGGUGGCAUAUAAAGUAAGUAGUGUUCUUCAAAAUAAAUGGUCUGAAGGAGGGUACCGUUCAGUGGUCGAUCUUGAAUCUUUGGCUUCUCUGUUAACCUCUGAGAUGCAGGAAAACUCUGGAGACCACAGACUGCAUGUUUUCUACAGUGACACUGAGCCAGAAAUUUUAGAGGAUCAGCCACCAAAAAUCCCUUCACCUGAAGAACUAAACUACAUAAUUGAUGCACUUUUUAAGAUUGAAGUAUUACCAGGAAAUGUGGGAUAUCUGCGGUUUGACAUGAUGGCAGACACAGAAAUUAUUAAAGCUAUUGGUCCUCAGCUGGUCAGCUUGGUCUGGAAUAAGUUGGUUGAAACCAACUCUCUCAUCAUUGAUAUGAGAUACAACACUGGAGGCUAUUCCACAGCAAUUCCUAUUUUCUGCUCUUAUUUCUUUGAUCCAGAGCCUCUUCAGCAUCUAUAUACUGUGUAUGAUCGUAGCACCUCCACAGGCAAAGAUAUAUGGACACUUCCAGAGGUCUUUGGUGAAAGAUAUGGCUCCACAAAAGACAUUUAUAUACUUACCAGUCAUAUGACAGGAUCUGCAGCUGAAGUAUUUACCAGGUCUUUGAAAGAUCUAAACAGGGCCACUCUUAUUGGGGAACCUACAAGUGGAGUAUCUUUGUCUGUGGGCAUGUACAAAGUAGGAGAUAGCAAUCUUUAUGUGACAAUCCCCAACCAAGUUGUAAUCAGCUCUGUUACUGGCAAAGUAUGGAGUGUGUCAGGUGUUGAGCCCCAUGUUAUCAUUCAAGCCAAUGAAGCUAUGAAUAUAGCCCAUCGCAUUAUUAAACUGCGUACAAAGAUUCCCACUGUCAUUCAAACAGCAGCGAAGCUGGUUGCAGAUAAUUAUGCGUUUGCUGACACAGGAGCAAAUGUUGCUUCCAAAUUUAUUGCUCUGGUGGAUAAAAUAGACUAUAAAAUGAUCAAAUCUGAGGUGGAGUUGGCUGAAAAAAUUAAUGAUGACCUGCAGUCAUUGUCAAAAGAUUUCCAUUUGAAGGCUGUCUACAUACCUGAGAAUUCCAAGGACCGUAUUCCUGGAGUAGUACCAAUGCAGAUCCCAUCACCAGAAUUGUUUGAGGAACUUAUAAAGUUUUCUUUCCACACUGACGUUUUUGAGAAGAACAUUGGCUACAUAAGGUUUGAUAUGUUUGCAGACUCGGAUCUACUUAACCAGGUAUCAGAUCUGCUAGUGGAACAUGUCUGGAAGAAGGUGGUUGACCAGGAUGCCUUAAUUAUUGAUAUGAGAUUUAACAUCGGAGGCCCCACAUCAUCCAUCCCAAUUUUCUGCUCAUAUUUCUUUGAUGAAGGUACUCCUGUUCUUUUGGAUAAAAUUUAUAGUCGGACAUCCAAUGCCAUGACUGACAUAUGGACCCUCCCUGAUCUUGUAGGAAAAACAUUUGGCUCUAAGAAGCCCUUGAUCAUCCUGACAAGUUCUUUGACAGAAGGAGCAGCUGAGGAGUUUGUGUACAUCAUGAAGAGACUGGGCAGAGCUUAUGUGGUAGGAGAGGUUACAAGUGGGGGUUGCCACCCACCUCAGACCUACCAUGUCGAUGACACCCACCUAUAUCUGACCAUUCCAACAUCUCGUUCUGCCAGUGCAGAGCCUGGGGAGUCAUGGGAAGGAAAAGGUGUAUUGCCAGAUCUUGAGAUUUCCUCUGAGACUGCUCUGUUGAAGGCGAAAGAGAUCUUAGAGUCUCAAUUAGAGGGCAGACGAUAACAAUUAAUCACGUAUUCUCUGGGAAAAAUAUGCACAUACUGCUCAGCAUAUUAAUUAGAGUUAUGUAAAGAACCGUGUUGUAUCACAUCUGUCUUUUGUAUGCCGAAAAAAUAAUACUGUAUCUGUUCAUAUGUAUUGCAGUGAGUUAGUUAGGAAUAAAUAUAAGCAAUCUUUGUUGGAGAUGGCUAUCUAUGCUAGCUAUAAUAAUUACCACCAAUUUCUUUUCUUCCUUAUUAUCAUUCCUGAUGAAGGGAGGUUUUCCCCCCCCGAAAUGUUGAACUAUUGGUGGCAUAAUAAAAGGGGCAUUUUCCCCGACUGCAUUUAA